AUGACGAAGUCAUGGGCGUACCUGAGCUUGAAAGCUGUCUUCCAAUACAUGGAUGUUAAUAAGCGACUUGAGCUCAAUUUCCAUUGUCCAGCACUUCGGUCAGCCGAAAGCUCAGUGCCAUUGAAACUGAAAUCUCUGACUCUCAAUAAAAGAAAAAUUGUAGCCAACGCUGUCUGCUACAAGGUGGAAUCAAAAUCACUAAGAAUCAAAACAAUUUUGGACGGCAGAAAACAUGUUCGCGUGGAAAUUUUGAAAGUUCACAAUUCAAGUGUGAUCCCAGACAGACUGAAAAUCAGUCCAAGGAACUUGGACUCUGGAAACUUAGACUUUGAAAGGGUCCUUCCUUUCAUCAACAGAUCUAGCUUCCCGUUGAGAGAACUGCGAGUGAACAUUGCUAAAACUCCAAAUCUCAAAGAGUAUUUGGGAUUCACUCAGACAUUGAUACUUUUCCUAUCUAAUUUUGAUCAGGAAAAGGAAUAUUUGGUUCGAAGCAUUUUGUACGACCGCAAGAGCCCCAAUAUAGUACUAGAAUACAUUAGAUUGUCAACUAAUGAUACGGUUGCUCUCAUCCAAAAUUGGAUAAAUAACCAGAAACAAAUCGGAACCGUCUUGACAAUGCAGCCUGGAUUCCGGAUUCUACCAAUAGGUUUUCCUAAUUUUGACGAAUUUCCUAAUGUCUUCGAACUACUAGAAGUUUUGAAUGGAAGGAUUUCUAAUUUCAGCGAUUCCGUUUUACAAAACAAUAUGGCUCGUCGUUGCGUUUCAUUCCCGUUAAAUCGGACGUCCGAGCUGGUUUUGUACAGUGUAAGAGAUGGACCAAUGGAAUAG
Caenorhabditis remanei is the source of this 828-nucleotide messenger RNA. RefSeq lists its product as uncharacterized. NCBI's taxonomy places the organism in Eukaryota, Metazoa, Nematoda, Chromadorea, Rhabditida, Rhabditidae. The coding region runs from base 1 to 828 and encodes 275 amino acids. The record is from RefSeq and is a predicted model, not a curated record. The transcript has 3 exons.